This is a messenger RNA of Spizellomyces punctatus DAOM BR117, 1457 nucleotides long. RefSeq names its product 23S rRNA (uridine(2552)-2'-O-)-methyltransferase. NCBI's taxonomy places the organism in Eukaryota, Fungi, Chytridiomycota, Chytridiomycetes, Spizellomycetales, Spizellomycetaceae. The transcript has 9 exons. The coding region runs from base 21 to 890 and encodes 289 amino acids. Gene Ontology annotation, cellular component: cytoplasm. The record is from RefSeq and is a predicted model, not a curated record. Gene Ontology annotation, molecular function: tRNA methyltransferase activity. Gene Ontology annotation, biological process: tRNA methylation; cytoplasmic translation.
AAAUCAAAUUGCCAAAAAGGAUGGGCAAGUCUUCGAAAGAUAAGCGAGAUAUCUAUUACCGAUUGGCUAAAGAACAAGGCUGGCGGGCACGAAGUGCGUUCAAGCUGCUGCAAAUUGAUGAGGAGUUUAAUAUUUUUCAGGGAGUAAAUCGAUGUGUUGAUCUCUGCGCUGCUCCCGGCAGCUGGAGUCAAGUCCUGAGUAAGAAUCUCAAGUCUGAUGAUCCAGCCACUCGACCAAAAAUUGUGGCAGUGGAUUUGCAGGCCAUGGCGCCUCUUCCAGGAGUGAUUCAGCUACAAGGAGAUAUCACUAAGCGAUCGACUGCAGAGCAGAUCGUAUCCUACUUUGAGGGACAGCUUGCGGAUUUAGUAGUUUGCGACGGUGCGCCGGAUGUGACCGGUCUGCACGACAUGGAUGAGUACAUUCAAGCCCAGCUCUUACUAGCGGCACUCAACAUCACAACACAUGUUCUACGACCAGGUGGAACUUUUGUAGCGAAGAUUUUCAGAGGCAAAGACAUAUCCCUCCUCUAUGCUCAAAUGAAAGUUUUCUUUCCGGUGGUGACGUGCUCGAAGCCACGAAGUUCGCGAAAUUCUAGUAUAGAGGCAUUUAUCGUAUGCCAAGAUUAUACUCCACCCGAGGGAUAUAUUCCGACGAUGCUAAAUCCCUUGCUGGAUCUGACAUACGAUGAGAAGAACGAGCUCACAGGUGUUAACCGCGUUAUUGUACCUUUUGUGGCAUGUGGAGAUUUGAGUGGGUUUGAUUCUGAUCAGACUUAUCCCUUACCGAAGGGAGAUGGUGCAGAGUACAGCACGUUGGAGCCAGUUCAAGCACCUAUCCGUCCGCCUUAUCAGACCUAUAUUGAUAAAAAAAAGAGGAAUGAGUUACCAUAGAUCUUACCUUGCGGCGCAAAACGUUGUUGUUGCAGUAACGUUCCCUGUUGCAUAGACAGGACAUUUCAACCGCUUAUGGGAACUGACUAUUUCAUACAACGACAUAGAAGAAUGCCGUGUCAGGCUUACCGUGACAUGUGGUAGUUAUUUAUAUUACGCAAGGAUUUGUUGUCGCGCCCAAUCACCCUGAAGGGGAUACGACCCUGAAGCCGAAACGUUUGCUAUAAAUUAAUGUCGGUACAUAUUUUCUACAUUUGAACUCAGCCUAUAGCCAUCAUUUACACACAAAAUACCUAUUGUGGGCAAUGGUGGCCGGGCCAAUAGGUGUCUGUUGCUCUGUCAGUUAGCAUGAUGAUAAAGUUUCCCAAACCCAUCAUUGGGCAACCAGCAAAAGGAGAGUCAGUCAAGCGACUGGGGGCAUUGAAGAAGAAUUGAUCGUUCUUUUGGAAGGCAUGUACACUAUGUCUUAUACGCUUGACUUUGAAGGAGAAUAGAUGCAUGUAGCGUGCUAACUGCUGGUGGAGAACAGACACAAUGCCUCAACACGUUUUCGUAACAAUACCAACC